AUAAGGGGCGAGAAGGAGAGAGAAAUCCAGAAUUGCCCUCAUCGCAGGCUACUUUGCUUGGACCUCGAUUUUUCUUGGAUAGACGAUUAGCGGUUUCCAUCGGCUGGUUUACGUACUGGAUAAAGAUUUUAGCUAUGGCAGGCGGCUUUCCGGCGAAGAGCUGCUAGGUAAUGAAUAGUUUCCGGUGGGGAUAAGGAUGGUGAGCAGGAAGCCUGUCCUGCUUCUUCUCUGCCUCACAGUCCUCGCACCGAUCGUCCUUUACACCGAUCGUCUCGCUACUUUCUCCAAUUCCGUUUGGAAGAAUGAUUUCGAGGAAGAAAUCUCAAAUCCGAAUGUGAGGAACGAACCAGCGAGACUAAAUGCUGUCCAUCAGGAACUUUCAGAUGCGCUUAGAGAACCUAUUGGUUUAAUUUUCUCUGAUAAUUCCAGUAAUCUGAUCUCAGCUAAUGGACUGGCGGGGACGAACAUUGGAGAGCACAAGUCCCGAGUGUUGUCAGCUGCUGAGGAGGGUGUGAUCAAAUCUGUAACUGAGAAAGAGAACCAUUUUGAUGAUUUUCAAAAACCCCAAUUGGAAGAUGGGAAAAGAGAGGAUGCUACUAAGAAGACAAAGAACUCAACCCCUACUUUAGGAGAGCCGAUAAAGAAAAACGACAGAAUAAACAAGCUGGCUGCAAAAACUGAGCUUCAGAAUCAUCAGUCGGCAAUCACAGAUAAGCAAACUGCUAAGCCAACAACAUCUGAUGCUAUGGUUCGUCAACUUAAAGAUCAACUAAUAAGGGCACGAGUUUAUCAAGGUCUUGCAUCAACAAGAAGCAAUCCACAUUUAAUUAGGGAGCUUCGGGUUCGGGUAAGGGAACUGCAGCGAGCACUCGGUGAAGCUACCAAGGACUCAGAACUAUCAAAGAAUGCUCAUGAGAAGUCGAGGGCAUUGGAGCAGGUCCUGGUGAAGGGCAGACAGUCCCAAGAUGAUUGUUCUGCUAUUGUGAAGAAGCUUCGUGCAAUGCUUCAGUCCACUGAAGAACAGCUACGAGCUCAUAGGAAGCAGGCUAUGUUUCUUAACCAGCUUGCAGCAAAAGCCCUACCCAAAGGCUUACACUGCCUUCCCUUGAGGCUUUCGAUUGAGUUCUACUCUUUAGAUCCAAGCCAGCAGAACUUUCCAAAUCAAGAGAAACUUGAAAACCCUGAUCUCUACCAUUAUGCACUUUUCUCUGAUAACAUAUUAGCAGCUGCAGUUGUGGUGAAUUCCACUGUGGUUAACGCCAAGAACUCUGGGGAUCAUGUUUUUCACAUUGUAACUGAUAGGCUGAAUUAUGCUGCUAUGAAGAUGUGGUUCUUAGCCAAUCCACCAAAAAAUGCUACUAUUCAAAUUCAGAGUGUUGAGGAGUUCACUUGGCUAAACGCAAGCUACAGUCCUGUUCUAAAACAGCUUCAUUCUCAGAACAUGAUUGAUUAUUACUUCAAGACUCAUCGUGGUAACUCUGAUCCAAACCUAAAAUACCGCAACCCAAAAUACCUAUCGAUUCUUAAUCACUUGAGAUUUUACCUUCCGGAAAUCUUCCCUAAGCUCCAGAAAGUUGUGUUUUUGGAUGAUGAUAUUGUGGUGCAGAAGGAUUUGACGAAACUUUGGGCGAUUGAUAUGAAAGGAAAGGUUAAUGGUGCGGUAGAGACAUGUGGAGAGAGCUUUCAUAGGUUUGAUAGGUAUCUCAACUUCUCAAAUCCUAUGAUUGCUAAGAACUUUGAUCCUCGUGCUUGUGGAUGGGCUUAUGGUAUGAACGUGUUUGAUUUAGCUGAGUGGAGGAAACAAAAUAUAACAGAAAUCUAUCAUUAUUGGCAGAGACUGAACCAAGAUAGAACCAUGUGGAAGUUGGGAACUCUUCCUCCUGGUCUGAUUACAUUUUGGAAGCGAACAUUCACAUUGGACCGGUUUUGGCAUGUGCUUGGCCUCGGUUAUAACCCUAAUGUGAACCAAAGAGAUAUUGAACGAGCAGCGGUCAUCCACUUCAAUGGAAAUCUGAAGCCUUGGUUAGAGAUUGUCAUUCCCAAAUACCGUAAUUAUUGGUUUAAAUAUGUGGAUUUUGAUCAGGUUUAUCUCAGGGAGUGCAACAUCACCCCCUGAGCAACAGUAUGACACAUUUCUUCUUAAAUUUCCAGGUAACGGGUUCCCACAUCUAUCCUCAGCCGGGUAAGAGACCUCUGACGACCUCAAAGGUAGCUUUAAUCCUGAUGAAUCCAAACAGCCCGAUAUGUUCUGUUUCAAAAAGCAAAUGACUCCCUAGUUUGGAUAUCAACUAAUAAGAGGGUUACAUCGGAUUGACUGCGGUGCCUUAUUUCCUCAACUAUCACAAGCUCCUCUGACGACAUCUUCUUUAUUUGCGUGCUUCUCACUCAACAAGAACAUUUUUAAUUGAAUAUAUUUCGAGUAAGUUUCGCGGGACCCCCCUUUGCUCUAUUUAUAGACCUUGGGAGGAAGCAUUAUCACAACAACAAUAGGGGAAGCCAUAAAGCGAAUGAUAUAUUUUCUUCU
Messenger RNA from Phalaenopsis equestris, 2524 nucleotides. Its product is annotated as probable galacturonosyltransferase 4. The coding region runs from base 197 to 2116 and encodes 639 amino acids. The record is from RefSeq and is a predicted model, not a curated record. Gene Ontology annotation, molecular function: polygalacturonate 4-alpha-galacturonosyltransferase activity. Lineage: Eukaryota; Viridiplantae; Streptophyta; Magnoliopsida; Asparagales; Orchidaceae. The transcript is spliced from 10 exons.